AUGAAGUGUGCUGAUGAUAUGAAGACUUUUCAGGUUACUGUUAUGGCAGAUCUCGUGUAUGAUAUUUUGGCUGGCCUUGACGAUACUUAUGACAAGAUCCGCAAUGAUAUUCUACACAGUGAUAAAGUUCCAAGUAUCGAAAAUGUCUUUUUUAUGGUCCGUCGAGAGGCUCAAGGCCAUAUUACUAUGCUUGAAUCCAGCACCAAGAUCGGGGAACCUGCUGUUGUGUUUGCUUCCAAAAACACUGCUCUGGUUUCUCGGCAUACAGGGUCUGACUCCUCACCUGACUUCUGCAAAAAAAAGACAAACUGA
This is a messenger RNA of Prunus armeniaca (apricot), 312 nucleotides long. The record is from the annotation of a GenBank genome assembly. NCBI's taxonomy places the organism in Eukaryota, Viridiplantae, Streptophyta, Magnoliopsida, Rosales, Rosaceae.